This is a messenger RNA of Nicrophorus vespilloides, 2629 nucleotides long. It is a transcript of the gene 5-HT2B, whose product is annotated as D(2) dopamine receptor. The record is from RefSeq and is a predicted model, not a curated record. Bases 376 to 2460 code for a protein of 694 amino acids. Gene Ontology annotation, biological process: chemical synaptic transmission; G protein-coupled receptor signaling pathway, coupled to cyclic nucleotide second messenger. Gene Ontology annotation, molecular function: G protein-coupled serotonin receptor activity; neurotransmitter receptor activity. The transcript is spliced from 5 exons. Lineage: Eukaryota; Metazoa; Arthropoda; Insecta; Coleoptera; Silphidae. Gene Ontology annotation, cellular component: membrane; dendrite.
GCUUAGUGGACGGUGAACGUGGUUCAUAUGCGUGCGGUCAAAGAAGAUCGCAAAUACGAACGUUUCCGCUGCAUCUAAAAACCACAAUUUAUGUUUUUUUUUUGGCAAUGCAAGAACUAACAAAGUUUCUUUGAAUGGUGAGACUUUGUAACAUUUUAUCGAGGCUAGUGUUUAAUUGUAUCGUUUUUAUAACGUAGUAACAAUUAGAAAUGUUUGUUCAAGAUUGGUGAAUCUUAAAAUUUUGAAAUUGCGAGAUGACAAAUUCGACAGGUGGCUCGAAAGCAAAAUGUAGUAGUAAUUAUGCGAACGAGAUGAAUCCAUUUGUUAAAUUUUAAGAAGGCGAAAAAAUAAACGAACUUAAGCAGUGAACUUAAAAUGGAUGUGAACAUUAACGAUACGUUAAACCUGAACGAGACUAAUUUAUUCAGCAAGGUGAUCAUAUACAAGAAUGCAAACAGAAAUGCGGACGACGCAACAGAAGCUUCCAAUGAUUCCGGAUCGAAAGAAUUUAACAACUGGUGGGCUCUAUUGGCGCUGGUUCUUGUGAUCGGUACAGCCGCCGGGAACAUUCUUGUGUGCCUGGCCAUCACCUGGGAGAGACGUUUGCAAAAUGUUACCAAUUACUUCCUAAUGUCAUUGGCAAUUACGGAUCUGAUGGUUGCUAUCUUAGUUAUGCCACUGGGUAUCCUUACUCUUGUCAGAGGUCACUUUCCUCUGCCCUCAAUUUAUUGCCUCGCUUGGAUAUGUCUGGAUGUCCUCUUCUGUACGGCAUCAAUAAUGCAUUUAUGCACAAUAAGUGUCGAUAGAUAUUUGUCACUUAGGUAUCCGAUGAAGUUCGGUAGGAAUAAAUCACGGAAAAGAGUCACGCUGAAAAUCGUAUUCGUGUGGCUACUCUCGAUCGCAAUGAGUCUUCCGCUAAGUCUUAUGUAUUCCCAGAACCACGAAUCAGUAUUAAUUGAUGGAGAUUGUCAAAUACCUGAUCCGCUGUACAAAUUUAUCGGUUCCAUAAUCUGCUUCUAUAUCCCGCUGAUCGUCAUGCUGAUUACGUAUACUCUGACCGUCAGCCUUUUGGCGGACCAAAAACAGAACUUGGGAACAACAAAUUGGUCCAGCGGAUGGAUGGGAGCACCAUCUCAGUUAGAACGACAUUGUACAUGGCGUAAACUGUUGAAUGCCACCCGUGGUCGACCGUCAACACCUCAACACGCACAUUCUGCAGCAUCCACAGACACGGAAUUAACCACUUUGGAUACUCAUGAGCUUUGGAUACAGGAGAGCGAUCCUUCACCGUGCACCAUGUCCGCAUUGGGGCAGUUCGGCGCUGAAAUGCUUAAAUUAUCCAGAGGGUUGGAGGCUGUUUCGCACAUCAAUAUGAAUCGGAAUUGCCAAAGGAAUAAACAAUCCCAACAAAGAGGAUCCGGUGACCGAGAAUUGCAUCUUUCAAAUUUAAAUUCACCUCUAUUAUCGUCAUCAUCGGAGAGUCCGUCGCCGUGGUUGGUAAAAAGAAGGCGAGCCUCGACAUUUCACGAAGGCGAUAGUAGAGACGAGAGUCCUUCACCUAGAUGGCGUCGCAGAGGAUCCAGUUUCCAUGAAACUCGAACCAUCGACCUACCAGAGGAGACUAGUAAAUCCGAACGUAGUGAAAGCAAUUCGUUAUUGCUACCUCCCCCGUGUACGUGUCCAUAUUUCGGACAUAAACAGAACGAUAAAUCACCAGCGCCGCAGACGGCCGAAGUGAAAAUAAUUCCGAGUGAAAAAAUCGAAAUUUUAUCAACCAGCGAGAACAAACUAUCCCCGGCCGUAUCCCCGAUUAAGAAGUCCAUGUUGAGCAAAUCUCGGACCGGUAUAAAUGGGGAAUCUUCGCCGACGAAUAUAGUGGUCACCUGGGAGUCUCCGACCAGGAAGAAACAUCACAGGGGAUCCAGUUUCGGAAGCACCAGGACGACAGUAAAAACAUCUGCAGCUCCGAAAACUCCUUCGCUUCUUCGAAGGUCAGCCACGCUGAAACAGAAUGGUCACAGCGGAGGAGCAACAUUGGUGGAUCGCAGAAAAAAUCCUUCAUCUCCAUGUCUCCUGCAACGAUACAACUACAACAACGCUCGUGCAGGCACGGUGAGGUCCCAUCAUAGUCGCAACUCGAGUGUCAUUUCCCGCAAUUCUUCGCGGCACGGCAGGAUAAUCCGAUUAGAGCAGAAAGCCACGAAGGUCCUAGGGGUGGUUUUCUUCACUUUCGUUAUCCUCUGGGCCCCGUUUUUUGUCCUCAACUUGCUGCCGAUUGUCUGCGGCGAGUGCGAGAGGCAUAUCGACAAUUGGGUCUUUCAGUUCGUCACGUGGCUGGGAUACGCCAGUUCUCUGGUAAAUCCCAUAUUCUACACUAUAUUCAAUAAAGUCUUUCGGCAGGCUUUCAAAAAGGUCUUGUUGUGCAGAUACAGAAAUCCCAAGUGGCGACCGCACAGGUGACCCAUCAGCACGAACAACAAACGCAUCAACGCCAAAAGGACACAAACUUUCGAAGUUUAGAUAAUCACUUAGUACAUCUCUCUGUAUCUUCUUAUCUAUCAACUUCUACGACAUAUCACAAAUUACCUUAAAAUGUAACAAAUACUCCUUUCUCCUUCUCUAUAUUUGA